GUUGAGCUGGAAAAUUCAGUUCCAAGUUACCAGCGUUUCUUUUGUCUUUGAAAAAGUUCAAAUAAAGCCGGCUGAAGAACCAGGUUCUGAUUUUUUCUACCUCUCAGAACAAAACCCAUUUGUUUCCACGCCAAAUUCUAAAACCCAAUUGUCUCAACACCAAAUUAUCUCUCUUUUGCUCUCAAAGUUUUGGUUUAUCAUGCUCUGGCAUUCAAAUGAAUUCCUUGCUUCUGUAAAUUGGUCACAACAACAUGACUGACUUCAUGGAAACAUCAGUUCCUGUUCCCUGCACGAAUUCACAAAUCCCGGUCGAUCUUUUUGUGUCCAAGAAACAUCCUGGCUUGCCAAGUGGUGAAUUGGGUUUCGUUGAUUCUUCUGGUAACCCCGUUUACAAGGUCACUCGUCAAUCUCUGACGUCUUCAUCUAAUAAGCGUGUGUUGCUUGACGCCGCCGGAAAUCCUCGGUUUGCUUUGUGCCGUAACGAUAAGGGAUGUUGGCAAGGAUAUAAGGGUGGUGAUGCUGGGGAGAAGGACUUGGUGUUCAGAGUGAAGAGGACGAAAAGUAAACUUACCAGAACUGAGUUGGAGAUUUUUCUUGUUGGUGAGAAUUCAGCAGAUUCAACCUGUGAUUUCAAAGUGAAAGGCUUCCCUUACCAAAGAUCUUGCACAAUCUACAUAGGCAAUGACAUAGUUGCUCAGACUAGUCUGAUGUACAAAUUGAACCAGCUUUUUCCAAAGAGGGGAAAGUUUCGAUUGACUAUAUUUCCCGGAUCUGUCGACCAUGCUUUGGUUGCGGCCUUGAUUGUAAUAUUUCUGGAUUGAUUGAGGAUUAUAGAAGAACUGGUAUUCAAACAACUUUCAAAAUUCUCAACACCAAACGAUGCCACAACGUAACUGGGGCACAGAAUCAACAAGACAUGAAGUAGUUAAAGCCCUGGUUAUGAUCUCUGCAAUCAUUUUUAUCUCAUUCUUAGAUUAUUUCAUUUUAUUGAGAACUAUUAUGCAGUGUGUGGUUUACAUGAGCAUCACUUACUAAGAUCUAUGGUUAAUUAGUUUAGGGCCCGUUUGAUAACCAUUUCAAUUUUAGUUUUUAGUUUCAUUUUUCAUUUUUUGUGCUAGAGCAAAGAGGAAAAUGAGAGUGAGAAUGGAAGUGAGGAUGAGAUUGAGAGAGAGGAUGAGAGGUAGGAGUAACAAAAGUGAAAACAAAAUCUUGAAAGUGAAAACAAUUUGAAGUAGAUUUCUGUUUUUUGUUUUUGUUUUCAAUUUUGUUACUCCUCCUUCUCAUCCUCUCCUCUCAUCUUCCCUCUCAAUCCCAUUUCCACUCCCAUUCUCACUUCCAUUCACCCUUUUUUUCUUCUAUACUCUAGCACAACACGGCCCUUGGGUUUUUGCUUUUCAAGUAAAGAAAUUGCGAUCUUUGUUGCAGGCUGCAAACCUUUAUGAUUUUUUGAAGUUUGCAACAUGGGGCUUGGAUCUUACAGGGGUCCAAUGUGUUGGUGUAUUUAAAUUCCCGUGUGGUUCUCUCUUUUUGUAGUACUGGGAUGUGUUCCUCAACCAAACCAGGACAAAAAGAUAUGAGCAAAUGAUCUUUCCCUC
Messenger RNA from Prunus dulcis (almond), 1595 nucleotides. Its product is annotated as protein LURP-one-related 7. The record is from RefSeq and is a predicted model, not a curated record. NCBI's taxonomy places the organism in Eukaryota, Viridiplantae, Streptophyta, Magnoliopsida, Rosales, Rosaceae. The transcript has 3 exons. The coding region runs from base 252 to 821 and encodes 189 amino acids.